AUGUCUGUAGCCAAAACUGUUGGACAGACAACGUCUUCUACAGACCCCAAGACCACUCCAGUUCCUUCGAUCGAGAUAUGGAGGCCAUCGCUGCACGAAAGGCUCAUCAUUUACAUGUUAGGUGUAACAUCGCUGAUCGUCGCCAUGGAUGCUAGCAUCAUACCGACAACAUUAUCCUCCAUGGUAAACGAUCUAGAGGGUGACUCUACUCAAGCCUUCUGGAUCGGAACCUCAUACCUGCUGGUCAAUGCCGUGACCAUGCCAUUCAUUUGUUCCGUCAGCGAUAUCUUCGGCCGUCCCAUCUGCUUCGAGUUCUCUCUCGCCAUGUUCUCUUUGGGCACGGUGAUUUGUUGUACGGCCAACAGCAUUGUGCACAUGCUCGUUGGACGUUGCAUACAAGGAAUAGGUGGUGCUGGCAUACACGCGUUAGGUCUCGUCAUUCUAACUGAUAUUGUACCGUUGUCCCACCGGCCGAAGUGGUAUGGCGUGACUCUCGGCGGCUGGGCUAUCGGACUUUCGCUAGGACCAAUUAUUGGUGGCGGUAUAGUGGAGCACGCUAGCUGGAGGGUGAUCUUCUACAUCAUGUUCCCAAUUUGUGCAUUGGGGUUGAUUCUUACCCCGUGGCUCCUCACGCUUAAGCCAAAAACCGCUACGCUGAAAGAGAAGCUCGCCCGGGUCGACUGGCUCGGAGGCAUUCUAUUUAUGUGUUCUGCAACCUCUUUCUUAAUAGGUGUCUCGUGGGGAGGUAUCCAGUAUGACUGGAAUAGUGCGCAGACUAUCGCACCUAUAGUUCUUGGUGCUUUAGGUAUGAUCAUGACUGUUUUUUAUGAGAAUCAUUUUGCCAGAGACCCAUAUCUGCGCAAGAGCCUUUGGCAAGAUUGGAGGAUCGAGGGCUCGGACAAACUUAAUUGGAGUGCUAUCGUAACAUAUAUCAAUGGAUGCCUCCAGGGACUUGCCAUGUUCGGCUUCUUGUACUACGUUCCUCUAUAUUUCCUAUCCGUUAAAGGACAGUCACCGUUGGAGGCGGGUGUCGACGUACUAGCAUUGCUAUUACCGACUCUACUAUCAGCUAUCGUGACUGGACGUUUGAUUACAAGGACGAGAAAUUACCGAUGGGCAAUUUGUGUUGGCUGGUUCAUCGCAUGUAUUGGUACUGGCUUUCUUCUUGUUUGGUCUGUCCACUCAAGCACGGUGUUCUGGGCCUUUUCUCAAAUAAUCCUUGGUGUCGGAACAGGUGCUGUUCUCAAUGCCCAGAACUUCGCCUGCCAAGCGAUGUGUAAGCCUGCGGAUGGUACCAGAACUGGUGAAGAAGGUGUGGCGGCCGCCAUGUAUCUUUUCUCGCGACAGUUCGGAUUUGCCCUAGGAGUCGGCAUUGGUGGAACCGCCUUUCAGAAUGUCAUGGCCCUCAAGCUUGAAUGGGAAGGGUUGCCAGUUGAUCCUGCCCGCCAUGCAGAGGGCUAUGUCGCUGUCCUGAGCUCGAUGCAGGAUGGACACGAGAAAGCUUCAAUUCGUGAGGCGUACGAGUUCGGCUUUAUGGGCUGUUUCUCGGUCUUCCUUGGUGUCUCAGUCGUUGCAUUGAUACUAAGUCUCAUAUUUGUGGAACAGUUUGAUAUGAACAGAGCACAAGAUUCCGAGCAUAAACUGCAACCUCGUCGAGCUAUAACGAAAGCUAUAGACCAAACUUCCCAGGAGCGGACAUGCAAAGUCUGA
Molecule: messenger RNA, 1710 nt
Organism: Neoarthrinium moseri
Lineage: Eukaryota; Fungi; Ascomycota; Sordariomycetes; Amphisphaeriales; Apiosporaceae
Exons: 7
Coding region: 1-1710 (569 amino acids)
Biological process (GO): transmembrane transport
Molecular function (GO): transmembrane transporter activity
Source: RefSeq, a predicted model, not a curated record